Molecule: messenger RNA, 2814 nt
Organism: Eublepharis macularius
Lineage: Eukaryota; Metazoa; Chordata; Lepidosauria; Squamata; Eublepharidae
Gene: INTS9
Product: integrator complex subunit 9
Exons: 17
Coding region: 56-2032 (658 amino acids)
Biological process (GO): snRNA processing
Cellular component (GO): integrator complex
Source: RefSeq, a predicted model, not a curated record
GUUUAGGUCAAGAAAGAGAACCAGGAUGGUCACAGUAAAUAGAGCCGGGUAAAGCAUGAAGCUGUACUGCUUGUCCGGGCAUCCGACUUUACCAUGCAACGUGCUCAAGUUCAAAUCUACCACCAUCAUGCUAGACUGUGGGCUGGACAUGACGUCCACACUCAACUUUCUCCCCCUGCCACUGGUCCAGAGCCCCAGGCUAUCCAAACUCCCAGGCUGGGUCUUAAAAGAUGGAAGCACUUUUCUAGACAAGGAGCUGAAGGACUGUUCAGGUCAUGUAUUUGUGGAUUCUGUCCCUGAGUUUUGUUUGCCAGAGAUGGAACUAAUAGAUCUGUCUACCGUGGACGUGAUCCUAAUCUCCAACUACCAUUGCAUGAUGGCUUUGCCCUACAUCACAGAACAUACUGGAUUCACUGGAACGGUGUAUGCCACGGAGCCGACUGUUCAAAUUGGCAGACUUCUUAUGGAGGAGCUGGUGAAUUUUAUCGAACGGGUGCCGAAGGCUCAGUCUGCCUCCUUGUGGAAGAAUAAGGAAGUGCAAAGGCUGCUGCCUGCCCCUUUAAAGGAUGCCGUUGAAGUGGCAACAUGGAGGAGGUGCUACAGCAUGCAGGAAGUGAACUCUGCACUCAGCAAAAUCCAGCUGGUUGGUUACUCCCAGAAAAUAGAACUUUUUGGUGCUGUGCAGGUGUCUCCACUCAGUUCCGGAUAUGCGCUAGGCAGUUCCAAUUGGAUCAUCCAGUCACAUUAUGAGAAGGUGUCCUAUGUCUCGGGAUCUUCACUGCUCACAACGCAUCCGCAGCCCAUGGACCAAGCUUCUCUUAAAAACAGUGAUGUUCUCAUCCUGACUGGGCUAACCCAGAUUCCCACAGCCAAUCCGGAUGGCAUGGUGGGGGAGUUCUGCAGUAACCUUGCUAUGACCGUUCGGAAUGGGGGAAAUGUGCUGGUUCCCUGCUACCCUUCCGGAGUGAUUUAUGACCUUUUGGAAUGUCUGUACCAGUAUAUCGACUCUGCAGGCCUCUCCAACGUCCCUUUCUACUUCAUCUCUCCUGUUGCCAACAGCUCACUUGAAUUUUCCCAGAUCUUUGCUGAAUGGCUGUGUCAUAAUAAGCAGACAAAAGUAUACCUGCCCGAACCGCCAUUUCCACAUGCUGAGCUUAUUCAGACAAACAAGUUGAAGCAUUACCCGAGCAUCCAUGGAGACUUCAGCAAUGACUUCAAGCAGCCCUGCGUGGUAUUCACCGGCCACCCUUCCCUUCGGUUUGGGGAUGUGGUGCACUUCAUGGAACUGUGGGGGAAAUCCAGCCUCAACACGGUUAUAUUUACAGAGCCUGACUUCUCCUACCUGGAUGCUCUAGGACCUUAUCAGCCAUUGGCUAUGAAAUGUGUUUACUGUCCCAUAGACACCAGAUUGAAUUUCAUUCAGGUGUCCAAGUUACUGAAGGAAGUACAGCCUCUCCAUGUGGUUUGCCCAGAGCAGUACACCCAGCCUCCACCAACCCAGUCCCAUCGCACAGACUUGAUGGUUGAUUGCCUGCCCCCACCCAUGUCCUACCGCCGAGCUGAGGUCCUGACCCUUCCAUUCAAACGCCGCUAUGAGAAAAUUGAAAUUACACCAGAGCUUGCGGAUUCGCUGGUGCCCACAGAGAUGAAGCCAGGCAUUUCCCUAGCAACCGUUACUGCUGUUUUGCAUACUAAAGACAACAAGCAUGUUCUGCAGCUCCCUCCAAAGCCACCACAGCCCCAGCCGGGCAAGAAGCGAAAGAGGGUGACGGAUGAUGUGCCGGAACUGAGAGCCAUCAAGCCUCUGCUUAGCGGCUCCGUUCCUGUGGACCAGUUGGUGCAGACUCUGGAGAAGCAUGGCUUUAGUGACGUAAAGGUAGAAGACACCCCCAAAGGACACAUCGUGCUGUUUCAAGAUGUGGAAACGCUCAUUCGGAUCGAGGAGGAUUCGACGCACAUCAUGUGUGAAAGCGAUGAGGCGCUGAGGGUUAAGCUGCAGGACUUGGUCCUCAAAUUUCUGCAGAAAUUCUGAGUCUCUCUGUUGCAGAGUUUCUUCUCUUGAAAGAGGGAAAAGAAACAGCAGGAAUGGAAAUGGUCCUAGCCUAGGUGGGGAAAGCAGAGCAGCAGCUGCCAUGGAAAGACCGUGUACAGUUGUUCAUCUUCUUUUGCAAGAAAUUGCCUCUAAGCCAGGAAUAAUUCAGCCCAGUGCUGCUUUCCCCAUCAGGAAGCUACAGUGACAGAAAAAGCUGCACCAGUUGGAUUUUGUACUGUCCUCCUAUAAAAGGUGAAUGAAGUUUGAUUGGGAAAAUUUGGUUCCUCCUUCUCAGGAGCCUUGCCUCUGUUAAAAUAGGAGGAGAACACAGGCCCCAAGCUGUCAUUUAUGGCUGCAGCCUGGAGAGAAGACCCACAGCUCACAAGCAGCUUCUCAAAUGUUGUUCCGAAAGCAUCUUCUCUUAGGUGCAUCCAAUGCAACAUGCACACAUUUUCAGAAUGCUCCCCAGAUCUUUCAGACAAAGCAUAGGAGUCAUCCUUGAGUUGGUUGGGACAUGAUGGAAAAUCUGUGGUGAGAAGAAAUACCUAUCAAUUGCAUUCCCUGUUUUAUCUUUCUGGAGAGAUUUUAAGGCAUUUUCUUCUCUUGCGCUCAGGGAAUAGCCAAUAAUGUUUUUAAAGAGGCAUCUUGCUUUAAUUCAUGCUGUGUUUCUCUUUUCAUUUCCUCUGCAUUUUCAACCUUUAAAUGGUCAUUGUUUUUCUUUUUAAAAACAAAAACCUGGAGGCCUGCUCAGAGUUGAUCAAAUAAAAUAACCUAUUUUAAUA